This is a messenger RNA of Nicotiana tabacum (common tobacco), 768 nucleotides long. RefSeq names its product small RNA-binding protein 11, chloroplastic. Lineage: Eukaryota; Viridiplantae; Streptophyta; Magnoliopsida; Solanales; Solanaceae. The record is from RefSeq and is a predicted model, not a curated record. Gene Ontology annotation, molecular function: RNA binding.
UGGAUCUUUCGUCACCUAUUGUGCUUCAAAGGUCUAACUCGUCGUUCAAUUUGAGUUUGAGACUCCUCUUACUCUCGCUCCACUGUUUACACAACAAAGCCAUGGCUGCAUUUAGAAGAUUAUUGCCCACAAACAGAAGUAUUUUACCAUCAACUUCUGCAAUCUUCCUUUCUCACAGAGGCGUAGCUUCUAAGCUCUUUGUUGGAGGACUCUCAUUUUACACCACAGAGAACGGACUGUCAGAGGCAUUUUCUCAACAUGGUCAAGUUAUCGAAGCUAAAAUUGUGAUGGAUAGAGUCUCAGACAAAUCCAAGGGUUUUGGAUUUGUCACCUAUGCAUCCGAAGAUGAAGCCGAGAAGGCCUUGCAAGAAAUGAACGGCAAGCCUCUUAAUGGGCGGGUUAUUUUUGUGGACUACGCAAAGCCUAAAGCCGAUUUUGGUGGCGGCAUGCCGAUAACCAGAGGCCCCCCUGAACCACCAACAGAACACUAAGUGUUGCUGCAGCCAAAUUGUGUUAUGAAACAGACCACUCUGUGUGCUGCCAAAGUUGCAACCCUUGCUCUUGCAAAUGAUUAAUCUGCAGAGAAUUUGUUUUCUCUCUUGCCCAACGAAAAUAUAAGCCAUGUGCAGUCAAAAUUGGUUGUGUUUCAAGGAUAAUUGUAAUGACUGACUGCAAGAUUGGCUCAAUAUGAAAAUCUUCUAUCAUUAUCUACGUCAAAUGUUAUAUAUACUAUUACAAGAUGUGCUCCGAACACCGGCUCAAUUGGUU